This is a messenger RNA of Odontomachus brunneus, 2282 nucleotides long. RefSeq lists its product as uncharacterized. The transcript has a single exon. Lineage: Eukaryota; Metazoa; Arthropoda; Insecta; Hymenoptera; Formicidae. The record is from RefSeq and is a predicted model, not a curated record. Bases 194 to 1762 code for a protein of 522 amino acids.
UAUAGCCCCUGGGUUUAACCGCCGGCACGAUAAGACGUGUCUGAACAAGUUCAGACCGGUAAUUUUUGGAAGUUGCCUUGGAACCAGCCAAGGCCUUAUUCAUUCAUACCUAUCUUUACUAAUGGUGAAAGGGCCACUUUCAAAGGCCUGUAUAUCAAUUCGGAUGGACGGAUGAGUCGAGUGUAGCGGAAGGAUGUAUAUCAAGGACGACAUGGGGAUCGUACCGCAGGACUUUAUCGUAUGCGAAUUCUACGGAGUGGAGACCUGUUUCUGCUGGAAUGUCAAGCACUCGAAGCUUGUUGCGUUCCCGUAUGCAACGGAUGAAACCUCAGCGCGCGACGUAAAAAUUUUUUCGACGCCGGCUCCUGUCAGACAGAUUCAGUGUUUCGAUGGUAGGGUUUUCGUCCUUUGCGCUCCGCAGGGUGUCUACAAGCUAUCGCGCAGCGGCGUGUUCGCCGUGUUGAGUAAGAAUGCGUUGGGAAUGGGCGCCGAGUUCUACGAGGUGCUCGUUCCCUAUGAGGACCACAUCAAACUUUCCAACAAACACAGCAAAGAUUACAAGUUGUUGUUCAAGUAUUCUCCCACAUUGGACACUAUCGAACAGGUGCACUCCCUCUCUUUGAUCCCUGCUGACACCGAGGAAGAAUUGCUCGAAUGUUUCAUCAAGGAUCUGCAAAAGAUAAGAAAUGUUUGCGUGAUUGGUUAUGGUAGAAAGCUGUUUGCUUGGAACGGAAACGCUGUGCAAUUGAUAUACACUGAUGUGUCUGGUGUUAUUUUGCGUAUCGCGCCUGUCACGCGAAGAACCAAAGUCGCUGGUGUGCUGAUUAUUAUCGAUUUGAACACAGUGAUCCUGAUGCACAGCAGAGACCACGAUCUAGUCUUCCAGAAAGUGUGGCUGGGAAGAAAUAUUAGAUGUACCUCUGCGCUUUGUGCUAGCUUCUGUUCAGAACCUGAGAAUGUUCUGUGGAUCGUAUACUGUGACCAAUCCAAGUUAUAUUACAUGAGAAAGGAGCUCUUCACAGAUAAGAUUCAAGAGAUGAAAGAGCAAGAAAAGACAUUCACGUGUAUGCAGUAUUAUAAAUCAAAUGUGAUCUUAGGUUUGUUAGAUAGUAAGGAAUUGGUGGAACUUUCUGUAGAGACAUUGCAGAACUCUUUGCCAGUGAACAGUGACAUUCAGCUUCAUGCCAAUAUGUUUCAAAGUACAGAUCUAAUUAUGGAGAGGAUUUGUAAUAAAGCCAAAGAAUUGGAUAAGCUGUAUGAAAGGUUAGCAAAUGAACAAGAUAAAUUAAGGAGAAUAAAUAUGUAUGCUUAUAAUCAGAAGAUAGAAGCACAUCCCAAAAUUGAGAUGUGCAGGCUGUGGAAUCAUAGUUAUCUUACUUUAUACAUAUCUGAAAGCUUACCAAAGAAUAGCUAUGUAGUAUUUACCCUUAACUCUAAAGAUCAAAGUACAUUUUGCAUAAAGAGAGUAACGGAUACAACAUUCACAGUAAAAAUGCUUGUCAACGAAAGCAAAGUAUUAUAUUCUUCGACUGUCAACAUGGAUUUAAUCACACUAAUGAAUAAAGAAACUCCAUGGUGUAUCAUACAAAACUUUAUAACUUGUCCAUCACAAAAGGAAGCAAGAAAAAGAGCGAAAAAGGAGAGAGAUAAGUUAGCUUUCAUAGAUGCUAAAAUAGCUUUGUUGCAAAAUUUAAUAGCAGAAAAAGAUUUAAAUAUGACUAAAUUGGCUGAGAUUAAGAAAAUUAUACGAGCAGAACUGUAAUUUUAUUUUGUACUGCAAUUUCAAAAACAACUAGUAACUUAAACUACAUAACUUAAAGGAUUAACUUCAAAUUGAGUUACAUGAAAUAUUUUUAAUAUUUAAAAAAAUAUUAAAAAAUAUUAAAAUAUUUGUAUCAUAUCUGCCAUUCUAUAUCAGAUAAUUAAGUUUUAUAUCUUUAUACUGAAAUCUUAUUUUUUUAAAUGUAAUAUUCUAUCAUAUUAUCUUGAUACUAUUAAUAACAUAUAUAUUGCUUACAUACUGUUUCACUUUCAAGAGACGAUUACAUAUCCAGAAAAUAUCUAUACAUAAUCAUAUAAUCAUAUAUGCAGCAAUUAGAUCUUUUAAAAUAUAUUGAUAUUUUUUAAUAUGAAAAUGGAUGAGAAAUAACACAAAAGUGCCAUUAUACAGAAAAAGCGUUAUGGUAGAAAUAAUAUAUAUAUAUUUUAUAAAGAUGAAAUGUAUAUUAUAUAUUGUGAUAAAUAUUCUUUUCAUAUAAAACAUUGUAGUGUCACAUGUUAAA